AUGCUGAACACGACAGUGACCCUCACCCACGCCACCCCUUUGCCGGCAGGCAUGUCGCGCGAGGACGCCAUCGCCCUCAUCCAUGACGCCGAGCACCACAUCAAGUGUGACCCCAACAUGAAAGACUACACGAAGCGCACGCUCGAGAUCCCGCCCACAGUGCCCCAGGACAUCGAGCCCGUCGCCGGAACGCAAUGCUACACCGUCACUGACAGCGUGCCCACCCUCCUGCCAAAGGGCAUCUGGGACCGCGACGCCGUCAGCGACUACGAGUUCACCUUCACUAAGGACGGCAGCUUCGUCCGCACGAGCUGCCCGCUUGGCGUCAUGCUGGAGACGCGCUGGCGCGUCAAGGACGCCAUCGGCGGUGGGUUGGAGCUGGAGGAGGUUGUCGAGAUCAAGUGCUCAAGGUUUUUGGCGAACGUUGUCAAGGGGCAGUGCGAGGCGAACUGGAAAGACUUCCACAAGAAGAUCUUGGAGGGCAAAACGCAAAGAGAUUAA
Messenger RNA from Colletotrichum higginsianum IMI 349063, 501 nucleotides. RefSeq lists its product as uncharacterized. The transcript has a single exon. The coding region runs from base 1 to 501 and encodes 166 amino acids. Lineage: Eukaryota; Fungi; Ascomycota; Sordariomycetes; Glomerellales; Glomerellaceae. The record is from RefSeq and is a predicted model, not a curated record.